AUGUCUUUCCAAGCUACAGCAGCACACUCGUCUCGCAUCACCAAGCCAAGAAGAAAAAGUGCCGUCGCAUCACUGGGUCUCAAACGAACAACUUCAUCACCCUCAGCAGCGAGUUCAAAGAGGCGGUCGCUACCGAACGACACUACCACUCCCUUUGAUGAUGACGAGGAACUAGAUGAUACCGGUGUGAUAGCCUCUCUUUCCGAUGACCUAAACUUUCGCGAUGUCCCACAGUACAUGGAGUACAUCCGCAACAGGAUGUUUAGCGACAUGCCAGAGAAGGCCGGUAUGAACUCGACCAGGAUAGCAGAGGUUUUGAAUUUCCGGAGAAGAUUGCCACCGUUUGUCACGGUAGCGCAUAUCGACGCACUCAGCACCUCGUCAACGCGGAUUGAGCGGGAAAUUGCUGAGCUAGCCAGAGCAGGUAUCCUGAGAAGGGUGACGAUACCGAAUCGGGGGGUUGGUGCUGCUGCAGUGGGUGAUGGUAUUGCUUCGGUGAGAGAGUGGCAGAACCUCAUGCAAUCUCAUGCUGAGCUACCUGAAGAUCUGAAAGCCAUGAACGCCAACCCGACAUCUACAUCCAUCCCUGGCACAACCUUCACCUCUCCCCAGCUAUCCGCCCUAGUAACCUUUGGCUUCCUCACCUCAGCCUCAAGCUACCCUUCCAACACCUCGCUUUUCGCCUCUCCAGGCGCCAGCUCACUCCUCGCCGUCUCCACAUCCGGAUCCCGCCAUGCAGCCGGUUCUCUAGACGCCGUCGGCGGCACGCAAGCAACCCAGCACAUCCACGGCGGCACUUCAUUAUCUGGAUCCCGCCCAUCCGUAGCAGCACAGUACAACUUCUCCCUGCCCAACAUGGGCACACACAUUAAGCUGCUGGUUGAUGCACGGAACCACCUACUCACUCUGCUGAAGAAGACAAAGCAUAGAGAGAUGUCACUUGAUGUCCUGCGUGAGAGAUGGGACGGUAAUGUCGCGGCGCAUGAUAUCAAAGCGGAGAGGAAGAAAUUGAGGGGCGAGUUUGCAGGCGUACUACCUGGGCGAACGAAGAAAUGGAAGACAUUCUAUGGGAUGAGGUUUGAGUGGGUCUUGGAGGAAUGUCUAGGUGCUGGCUUAGUUGAACUCUUUGAGACCGGUAGCGUUGGUAGAGCUGUGCGAGCGAUAUCUUGA
Alternaria conjuncta is the source of this 1170-nucleotide messenger RNA. RefSeq lists its product as uncharacterized. Gene Ontology annotation, biological process: positive regulation of Ras protein signal transduction; protein phosphorylation. The record is from RefSeq and is a predicted model, not a curated record. Bases 1 to 1170 code for a protein of 389 amino acids. The transcript is spliced from 2 exons. Gene Ontology annotation, molecular function: protein serine/threonine kinase activity. Lineage: Eukaryota; Fungi; Ascomycota; Dothideomycetes; Pleosporales; Pleosporaceae.